AUUCGAUUGACGGUAGCGCUCUCUACAAUACGCUCUUUUAAUGUUCACGAAACGGCAAAACUUUGGCCAUUUUUAUCGAGACCUUUCUUUCGCGUCAUAUCAAGAUGAAGAUCGGUCUGUGUGCGUAUAGCGGAUACAAAAUAUAUCCGGGCCAUGGCAAGACCAUGGUCAAAGUUGAUGGAAAGACCUUCACUUUCCUCAACUCAAAAUGUGAGUCUGCACACUUGAUGAGGCGUAAUCCUAGGAAAGUGACAUGGACUGUUCUAUACAGACGUAAACACAAAAAGGGUCAGGAGGAGGAACAGACCAAAAAGAGGACGAGACGUGCUCAAAAGUUCCAGCGUGCUAUUGUGGGUGCUUCUCUCACAGAUAUCUUGGCCAAACGUAACAUGAAACCAGAAAUUCGUAAAGCUCAGAGAGAACAAGCAAUCAAGGCAGCGAAGGAACAGAAAAGAGCAGCAAAAGCAACGAAGAAAGCCGUUGCUCCUCCAAAAGCAAAACAAGUAUCUAAACAGAAAGUAGCUAAAGUGACACAAAAAGCUGCACCUCGCGUUGGAGGAAAGCGUUAAAAAGCUGUAACUAUAUAUAAAUAAAGUAAAAUAAUACCAA
Cataglyphis hispanica is the source of this 609-nucleotide messenger RNA. RefSeq names its product 60S ribosomal protein L24 (gene RpL24). Gene Ontology annotation, cellular component: cytosolic large ribosomal subunit. The record is from RefSeq and is a predicted model, not a curated record. Gene Ontology annotation, molecular function: structural constituent of ribosome; mRNA binding. Lineage: Eukaryota; Metazoa; Arthropoda; Insecta; Hymenoptera; Formicidae. Gene Ontology annotation, biological process: cytoplasmic translation. The transcript has 5 exons. The coding region runs from base 105 to 569 and encodes 154 amino acids.